UAAAAGAGGAGGACUACCCGCUGCAUUAGAAAUCCAGACUGGAAACACACACCGAGGAGUAAUCCAGAAGCCUUCUGCACUCUCAAAAUGAAGUCAGCUCUCAUUGCUUUUCUCACCUGCCUGCUUCUCCUCUGUGCACAAGGACAACCAGCCAACAGGUCGAACAAAUGCAAGUGUUCCAACAGCCUCCUGACCAAGGUCAGACUUCAGCGCAUCCAGACAGAACCAGUUGUUUACCAACCAAGUAUCUUCUGCCCACGCACUGAGAUCAUUAUUACAGUGGCAAACAAGGAAAAGUGUGUGGAUCCAAAGUCCCGAUUUGGACAGUUUAUCCUGAAUCUGAAGAACAAAAAGACCGAAGCAGUGUACGGGACAACAGCUUCAGCUCAGACUUCCACUUCCAGCUCCACAACACAGCAGGCAACAUCCAAGCUGUAGAACUCUGCUGAAGCCAGACAGCAUGGUGCUCCAACUCUGCUCUUCUCUUUCCCAACUAUAAUACUCUAAAUGCUAGUAGCGGGCAGAAAUGAACCAGUGAUCAUGACGGCCAGUCUCUUUUGCAUGUAUUGUAUUAAGCUUGUUUACAAAGCUUUUAUAGUGUACAGAUUUAGUUUUCUACUAUGGAAAAUAAAUAGUUUAACUGAC
Messenger RNA from Fundulus heteroclitus (mummichog), 645 nucleotides. Its product is annotated as C-X-C motif chemokine 11. The record is from RefSeq and is a predicted model, not a curated record. Gene Ontology annotation, biological process: immune response. Lineage: Eukaryota; Metazoa; Chordata; Actinopteri; Cyprinodontiformes; Fundulidae. The transcript is spliced from 4 exons. Gene Ontology annotation, cellular component: extracellular region. The coding region runs from base 88 to 438 and encodes 116 amino acids. Gene Ontology annotation, molecular function: chemokine activity.